UUCCUCCCUUUUGUUAAUUUAAGAUAGUGUUAAUGUAAAUGUUUCACUGGUUCAAUACUGUUUGACAUUAUCUGAUGACACAUGGACAAUUUCUUAAAUAGAGAAUGUCAAUUUAAAACUAAUUGUACCCCAAAUUAGUGGAUAUAAAUAGGUCCAUAUAUUUACAUUUAAGAUGGCCAUUCUGUACAGCUGUAUCGCGCGGGGGACAACAGUGCUGUGCAGCCAUGGUUUGCAGGCGGGCGCGAACAACUAUGAGGCAGAGGCAGUAAAGGUCCUGCCACAGAUACCAGUAAGAAAUGACGGGAAAACUACAAUAACAAUGGCCAGCUUCAAGUUCCAUUGCAUAGUGGAGAAUGGCGUCAUUUUCAUGUGUGCAGCUAAGCCAGACUUCAAGACACAACCUUGCUUUGCCUUUCUAACAGAGAUAAAAGACGAGUUUCACAGCAGAGAACUAUCAGACAAAGCUGCAUUUGCAAGCAACCACAGUUUUGAUGCAGAAUUCAACAGUACUCUAAACAAACAGAUGGAAAAGUUUUCAAAGCCUGGAGCUGCUGAUAAUCUGACGGUUCUUCAAGGUCAGGUCAAAGAGGUGCAAGGUGUCAUGGCAAAGAAUAUAGAGUCCGUAAUCGAGCGAGGCGAGCGUCUGGACGACCUCAUGGACAAAACGGAUGACCUGGAAGCAGCGAGUGCCACCUUUGCACGGACAGCUGGUAAAAUCAAGAAGAAAUACUGGUGGAGAAACUUAAAGAUGAAGAUCAUUAUUGGGAUUGUGGUCACCAUAGUUCUGCUGAUUAUAGUGCUAGGAAUUUGCUAUGGUACUGGGGUGUUUAAAGGAAGCAGUGAUGACAAGAAGACUACAGUUGCUCCAUCCAUUUCAACCAUUGCAACCCCACCCUCUGGUUGACAGUUGAACAAUAGACUUUUGAUUCCAAUUACUGAGCUGUUGAAACUGUGAAGCCUCUCAGUACCCAUUUAUGAGUCUGUUGAAACAGUGAUUUCCCAUGAAGUUUAUACCAUUAUGUCCCCCACUGUAAUGUUGACCAGUGUUGUUGUCUUGUAUCAUUAUAUUUAUAUUCGAAUGUUUACCAAUUAUAUUUACCAAAUGUUUUACCAAUCUUUAAAAUACUCACACAUACAACAUUUAUGAUACUGUUCAUUACAAUGUUAAUAAACUUGGUGUGCAUUUCAUAUAUAAAAUGUGUUUGUAAAUCUA
Molecule: messenger RNA, 1213 nt
Organism: Dreissena polymorpha
Lineage: Eukaryota; Metazoa; Mollusca; Bivalvia; Myida; Dreissenidae
Product: vesicle-associated membrane protein 7-like
Exons: 6
Coding region: 173-904 (243 amino acids)
Biological process (GO): vesicle fusion; exocytosis
Cellular component (GO): SNARE complex; membrane
Molecular function (GO): SNAP receptor activity; SNARE binding
Source: RefSeq, a predicted model, not a curated record